This is a messenger RNA of Dothidotthia symphoricarpi CBS 119687, 4283 nucleotides long. RefSeq names its product HECT-domain-containing protein. Gene Ontology annotation, molecular function: ubiquitin protein ligase activity; protein binding. Gene Ontology annotation, biological process: protein polyubiquitination; ubiquitin-dependent protein catabolic process. The transcript has a single exon. The record is from RefSeq and is a predicted model, not a curated record. Lineage: Eukaryota; Fungi; Ascomycota; Dothideomycetes; Pleosporales; Dothidotthiaceae. Bases 169 to 3804 code for a protein of 1211 amino acids.
UGCUAGAGCUUGAUAGAAGCCUCUCGAAGGCGAAUCCAUUGCCAUCCGUCUUUCACGCCCUCUCUUUCCCUUCCUUAGUCUCUGUGAUUAUACUCGCUACACUCGCCUGAGGACAACCCAGAUGGGGACUUGACGCAUCUCCAGCAACCGCUCGACCCCUCCGCCACCAUGUUCACGAGCUUCUCGGGCAACACGCGUCGUCCACGCCAGGUCAACCUCUCUGGCCGAGGAGGAGGAAGAAACCCGUUCGGUAAUACAAGCCAUGGCACAGGCACGGGGGCUGGAUCACAAGCCGCCAUCGAUCGCGCACAGCAGGAGCGAGCCCAACGGCAGCGAGAACGAGAUACACUGAAUGCGGCGAAGCGGAUACAGAGAGUGUGGCGAGGCCAUUCGGGUAGGGAGAGAGUCGCUGGCGAGCUACGGCAAGAAUGGGAUGUGGUAGAGGGAUCCGCAGAUACAGCCUACCGCUCAGAGGCAGAAGCACACGCACAGCUCCAACGACUGCUACGUUUUGCCUCUACCAGGAACGAGGGGGACUUGCGACGAAUUCAACACUACGGCUCUCGGCAGAUGCUCACGGCGUCGAGGUUAGGUGCUACAUUGACGGGAUCGUGGCCGUCAGCCUACCUGCGACUAGAGCGUCUCAUCUUGGCGGUUCUUCAGCGACAGAACAAAGCCUCGACAUCAUCUUGGGAGCAGUAUAGCAAAACUAUCACACUCCUGCGUUUCGUAGCCGAGCAGAUACCCUCCGAGACGUCUCAAAAUGCAAAACCAUUCUACCGUACCCUCGCCGACGUCGUAGCGAAAGUUUCACCCACACUCCAAGGACCAGACGCGGCUAGCUCAGAUGCAUGGGAGACCAUAUUUGGAUCUGUCAUAUCGCCCUUGAAAAAGGUGACGGGAUACACCCUAGACGCUUACGAGGCUUUUGGCUACAUCUUCAUGACACUCCCAGUUCUGAGCUCUGACUCAACAUCAUCACUAGUACAGCAGUUUCGAGACUCGCUCGCCGAUUCGAUCAACUACAAGCUACUUGCGAGUGCACUAGCCACUCUGUUCAAAGGCUCGGGCGUACAGGCAUAUCUGGAAUUGAAAACCACACAUAGCCGGUUAAGACUGCUUGGAUCGUUCAUCUACUUUCACCGCUACGCCCACAAUUUCGACACUCCAGAAGCUUACGCUGUGCACAAAGACUUUGUAGCUGUCGUCUCUUCGUUGCUCAACUCGCUCCCAGUCAACAUUGUUGACGGUACGCAUCCUAUCACAGACGUCUCAGAAGAAGAUGAGCCUGAAACGGCUUCUGAGGAAGUGACAGGCUUCUUGAGGGACCAGGUCUUGUCGUUGGUCAAUCAAGAAGGUAUUGGAAGUUUGUUGGCCGGAUCAUCACAAGCAUCAGAUGCUUCAGACGGCGAGAAAAUCGAAGAAGCAAGACAACUGGCAAAUUAUGCUCUUGCACUACUACGCUUCUUUCCACGGAGAGGCGAUGAGAUUCGCAUGUGGCUCUAUAUUGGCCCACCAGAUGCAAGGUCUGGACAAGCCUCGCGUAGGCUACCAGCGAUUCGAUAUUUCUGGGAAGCAUCAAAGCGUUCGUCGGUGUUUGGAACCAUCUUCCGGGACUCUCGCGCGGCUAUUGAACUUCUUAAGCCGAAGUCGACAGCUAACGGCAGCACUACCGAACGCCCAGGCACUUCAGGGCUGACACAACAUGGCUUCUGGCAACCGGCACAGCAGGAGCUCAACCGUGACGCUACGAUAGCAGAUGAGUGGAGAGUCAUUCUGGUCUUCUUGGAGCUCUACACAUUCGUUCUGAAAGUGACGGACGAUGAGGAGUUCUUUUCCUCAGGAAAGCAAGACAUCUACUCCAACCAGGUUCGCGACAACGGUCUGCCUUUGACUGAGGUGAAGGACUUGACAACCUUUCUCAAAAAUCUGGGCUUCACAUUGUAUUUUAACGCAGUCGAUAUCACCAUGGCUGAAGAGCGUGCCACUAAUACUACGGGUAUGAGCUUCUUCAACUCCGCCGCGCUUGACAGUCAAAUUCAGAAAGAGUCAGCUGAACCCUCAAUUGGAGGUGUCGCUGGCCUGAAGAUGGACUACGUUAAAGGACUGGUCACCGGACUUCUUCGUAUGGUGUACGAGCGGGAUUCGCGACGCAAGUUCUUGCCUGCAGAUCAUUGGCUAAUGACCUCGCGAUUCGACAUGAAGGGGUUCAUCCCAGCUGUGGUGGAAGAGGAAGAGUCACGCCACAAGAUCCAAGAGGAAGAUGCAGAUGAUCUCGACGAGGAAGAGGAAGAGUUCGAUGAUACUCCACAGCUCAUAGGCACAGGUCGCACCCAACAACAGCGACGGCUGGAAAGGUUACAGCGGCAGCAACGCAAGGCAUCGAGGAGAAGGUAUUUGCAAGCUGUUGCGCCGCGCUUGGAGAUUCUCCAAAACAUGCCAUUCUUCAUACCCUUCACGACUCGAGUGCAAAUAUUCCGCGAAUUUGUACUCUUGGAUAUGACCAAACGAAGGGGCAGCGCAGAUCCUGAGGCCUGGCGAUGGAGGAUUAUGACACAACCUAACGCUCCUCAUCAUUUUGAAAAGCACGCAGCCAAGAUCCGACGUGAGCACGAGUUUGACGAUGCAUACGAGCAAUUCUAUCCUCUUGGACAGGGGCUGAAAGAGCCAAUUCAGAUUACGUUCAUGGACCAGUUCGACGCACCAGAAGCUGGUAUCGAUGGCGGCGGUGUGACGAAAGAGUUUCUUACCAGCGUGACCAAUCGAGCGUUCAUGCCAUCAGACGAUAUCGACAUGUUUGUGGAGAACGACCAACAUCUUCUCUAUCCAAAUCCUGCGGCAGUCGAAGAGCUCAAGGAGGAAUUAAGACAGGAGGGUUUUCCUGAGAACUCUGCAGACUUUCGAAGUCAAGUCAGCAUACAACUCCAGCGUUAUGAGUUUCUUGGCCGUAUCAUCGGCAAGUGCUUGUAUGAAGGUAUCUUGGUCGAUGUCAGUUUCGCUCCUUUCUUCCUUCGCAAGUGGGCUCUGACAGGCGGCGCUGGAUCCGCUCCCAAUGAGUCCGGGUACCGUCCCACACUGAACGAUCUCCGCGACUUGGACGAGGGAUUGUACCAGGGGCUCCACAAGCUCAAGACCUACUCCGGAGAUGUUGAAGACUUUUCACUCAACUUCACCGUCACAGACAACGUCGUCGUAGAUCGUAGCACAGACCCCCCAAAGACGAAAGCCAUAACUAAGGAGCUGAAGCCUGACGGCGCGAACACUCCCGUAACCAACCAAAACCGACUCGUCUACAUCAGCUACAUGGCGCGCCACCGCCUGCAAAACCAACCCUACCUCCAAACCACCGCCUUCCUCCGCGGCCUCAGCACAAUGAUCCAACCCUCCUGGCUCUCCAUGUUCAACCAGUCGGAGCUGCAAACCCUCAUCAGCGGGACCCGCACCUCAAUCGACGUGGAAGAUUUGCGCCGCAGCACCAUCUACGGCGGCACGUAUGUCAUUGGCGACGACGGCCUCGAGCACCCAACUAUCCAACUCUUCUGGAAGAUCAUGAAGGACAUAUCCGACGACGAGCGGCGUGCUGUCCUCAAGUUCGUGACGAGCACGCCUCGCGCGCCGCUGCUGGGCUUUGGCACCCUGAAUCCACGGUUCAGUAUCAGGGAUGCAGGGGGUGAUCAGGAGAGGCUGCCUAGCACGAGUACGUGCGUGAAUCUGCUCAAAUUGCCAAUGUAUCGCGAUGAGGCGUUGCUGAAGGAGAAGUUGCUGUAUAGUGUUUUCUCGGGGGCUGGGUUCGACCUGAGCUGAGCUGAGAGGAUGGAUGUAUGGUUUUUGAUGGGAAUGGUUGGUUAAAGGUAGACAUGCAGGCAGACAGACAGGCUGUGUGUAGUUUUCUGGUCAUGAACAGUAUGGAGUUGCAUAGCGUAUACACUUACGAAUUGAACUUGAUCAAACUCGCGCUCUGAACCAGCACAGCACUCACUCAUGUGAGACGAGUGCCCUCACUACAAGCCAGUCAAGUCUCAAAUCACCGUGCAACAUCACUCCACACAAACACCCAUAUAUUCACAUCCCUCACACCCGUACAAACCCGCAUCCCCAAGUCCCACAUAAGCAUACCCAACCCGGUACAUCCCAAGUAGGCAGUUCGCAGAACGAAACCAGCCCAGUCAUGCAUGCAUGCGUGAGCCAUUUCCGCCCUGCGCAAUAUUCGCGCGAACAAGUCUUUCGAUUUUUUUCCUCGCCCUCUCACUCGGUAGGUAAAUUGCGCAAGGUGCAAGAUAUGG